This is a messenger RNA of Arctia plantaginis, 1566 nucleotides long. The record is from the annotation of a GenBank genome assembly. NCBI's taxonomy places the organism in Eukaryota, Metazoa, Arthropoda, Insecta, Lepidoptera, Erebidae.
AUGAUAGAGUACAACCGCAUGUGGGCGAGCGCAUCUUUUGUGGGGGUGCUCAUUAUCAUUGGCCUACCACUAUGGUGGAAGACAACAGAAGUUUACAGAGUGUCGCUACCAUACGACAAGAUCAACUCGUUCGACUCCUUGUCCCAUACGAUCACAGCAGAACUUACUGUAUUAGCUAAUGAUGACGCAACUGCCAGUGAAAUAGCAAACCUGAUAGAAAAAGCCUUUCAAGAUUCAACUAUAAUAAAGCUCAGGAUCCAGAAGUCCAUCCUCUCACAUUCACUGCACACAACCCUGGAUUCAGUAGCUGAUGAACACGAAGCUGUAGAAGAAGUAGCAUCACACUUUGAUCUUAGUCGACAUAACAGCUUUUACGUAGUGCAGAGGAAGCCGCUAUUCCAAGAUGUGUGGCUAGCUGGUGAAAGAGUUAUGUUCUUCAGAGAUUCUAAAGCCUCAAGCACGAUUGUGGAAGCAUUAAGAGGCAUAGUUUAUCAGCUAUCAGUGGUAGAAGGUGCAAGCUCAGAAUCAGCUGAUAUAGCUCGCCAGAUCAGGUUCCCGCCAGGGGCUGGAUAUCAUGUGGUGUUGUCAGUGGUUCAUCCUAGACCUGACGCUCUGAAGGUUGAUCUAGAUGCAGGAAACGCUAUUGAAGACUACAUUGGAUCUUUUGUUGAUGAGCUCAGCGUGCUCUACAACUUUACACUAAAGUCGCAGUGGCUACAUCUUUUGAAUUUUGAUUUCCAAUCUACAGAGAUAAAAGAUGCCAGCGAAUGGGGCCACCAUUUCGCCGUCCGUCAGGACCGGCUCCACUUACUCCUUACCAAGCUGGAAGAACGCACAGCUACACACGUGUCUGAACUGCCGACCAUUAACCUUGCGUUAUACGCAGUGCCGUGUGAUAAAGCACCGCUUGUUAUAUACGAUGAAUAUGAUCAGAAAAUAUCAUCACCUGUCCAGGCAUUUAUGUCGCCGAAAUGGGGAGGAGUGGUAUUGGCCAAUCCUAGUCCAAAAGAAUGUGCAGCAGACCAAAUCUUCCGGCCCGACGUGAGGGUCAUCAUGGGCACUUUUAUAUCGCAACUUCGGAAACUACUGGGCAUUACUGAUGCGGAACCUAUUAAAGGUCUGUAUUUAGAACCUUUGCGGUCUGUAAAACCCAGGCAGUGGGAGAUUGACAACUUACUCCGUAUCAAAACGACUGAGCAGCUGACAUCGGCUGAAAGGACACUCCAGUCUUUAGCGCAGUUACUUGGUGAAAUAUCGAACAUAGUAAUCAACGAUGAAGUGGGAGCCUCGAUCAAUUCAGCCGUGGAAAGCAUCCAGCGCGCCAGCGAUCUCAUGCGAGAGGGACAACUCGUGAACGCCUACAAAACGUCUCAGAACGCUUUCUUAGAUGCUGAAACAGCCUUUAUGGAGCCUAGCUUAUUAGCACUUCUAUACUUCCCGGAUGAUCAGAAGUAUGCGAUCUACAUUCCUCUGUUUCUGCCUAUCAUGUUCCCAGUCGUGUUGUCACUGAAAAACUUGCUGCUCUGGUUCCGCGGCAAGCCUAUUCAUAAGGAGAAAACUGACUGA